AUGCAUUCAAUCCUCAAAAAAGAGGAUUUGAUUGAGUAUCGAGGGGGCAAGGAAUUUAGGCCAAAAUACAAAAUCCAAGUAGACCGCCUUUUUUUCAUUCCCGAAGAAGUGCAUAUCUUGCCUGACUCUUCUUCCAUAAUGGUACGGAAUAAUAUCGAGCGGAUGGGUUGGUCCGAGUGGAGAGAGAAAAAAAGAAUUGAACUUCAAAUCUUUUCUGGAGAUAUCCAUUUUCCUCUAGAGAUAGAUAAGAUAUCCCGACAUAGCGGCGCUUUGAUACCACCAGGGGCGGAAAAACCAAAUUCCAAAGAAUCAAAAAAAUGGAAAAAUUGGAUCUAUGUUCAACGAAUCACACCUAGUAAGAGGAAGAAAAAUUCUUUUGCUUUGCUUCGGCCUGUCAUCACAUAUGAAAUAACGGAUGGUAUAACUUUAGCAAGGCUUUUCCCCCCCGAUCUGUUGCACGAAAGGGAUAAUGUGCAACUUCAAAUUGUCAAUUAUAUCCUUUAUGGAAAUGGGAAACCAAUUCCAGGAAUUUCUGAUACAAAUAUUCAAUUAGUUCGGACUUGUUUAGUAUUGAAUUGGGACCAAGACAAAAAAAGUUCUUCUAGUCAAGAAGCUCGUGCUUCCUUUGUUGAAAUAAAGUCAAAUGUAAUACGAUCUGCUAAGCCUUAUUUGGCCACUCCAGGAGCAACUGUUCACGGCCAUUAUGGGGAAAUCCUGUAUAAAGGAGAUACUUUAAUUACAUUUAUUUACGAAAAAUCGAGAUCUGGCGAUAUAACCCAGGGACUUCCAAAAGUCGAACAGGUGGUAGAAGUGCGUUCGAUUGAUUCAAUAUCGAUGAAUCUAGAAAAGAGGGUUGAGGGCUGGAACGAGCGUAUAACAAGAAUUCUUGAAAUGCCGUGGACAUUCCUGAUUGGUGCUGAGCUCACUAUCGUGCAAAGUCGUAUCUCUUUGGUUAAUAAGAUCCAAAAAGUUUAUCGAUCCCAGGGGGUGCGGAUUCAUAAUAGGCAUAUAGAAAUUAUUGUACGUCAAAUAACAUCAAAGGUCUUGGUUUCAGAAGAUGGAAUGUCUAAUGUUUUUUCACCCGGAGAAUUAAUUGGAUUGUUGCGGGCGGAACGAACGGGGCGUGCGUUGGAAGAGGCGGUUUCUUACCGAGCCCUCUUAUUGGGAAUAACAAGAGCAUCUCUCAAUACUCAAAGUUUUAUAUCUGAAGCGAGUUUUCAAGAAACCGCUAGGGUUUUAGCAAAAGCAGCUCUCCGGGGUCGAAUCGAUUGGCUGAAAGGCUUGAAAGAAAACGUGGUUGGGGGGGGUAUGAUACCCGUCGGUACCGGGUUGAAAGGAUUAGUGCUCCCCUCAAAACAACAUAACAAGAGCCCCCUGGAAACAAAAAAAAACAAUAUAUUCGAGGGGGAAAUGCGCGAUAUUUUGCGAAAACAAUUCUUGAUUGUUGGUACACAAAAGAAAGAAGCUGAUUCAGUAGCAUGGGCUGCAAAAAAGGCUCGGUGUCAUUUUUGUAUCACUUUGGGAAUCCCAACAAUUUGUUUAAUCGAUACAAAUUGUGACCCCGACCUUGCAGAUUUUUCGAUUCCGGCGAAUGAUGAUAGUAGAUCUUCAAUCCGCUUAAUUCUUAAUAAAUUAGUAUUCGCAAUUUGUGAGGGCCGGCUUGCUUCUAUUGGGCCUGGGAUUGGUCAAGGGACUGCCGCAGGCCAGGCUGUAGAGGAUCGCGAGACAGCCCGAGGCAGAGGGAAAAAUGCGAGUCUAGCUUUUAUGGAAGCUUUAACGAUUUAUGGAUUGGUUGUAGCAUUAGCACUUUUAUUUGCGAAUCCUUUUGUUUAA
This is a messenger RNA of Striga asiatica, 1833 nucleotides long. The record is from the annotation of a GenBank genome assembly. Lineage: Eukaryota; Viridiplantae; Streptophyta; Magnoliopsida; Lamiales; Orobanchaceae.